Gigantopelta aegis is the source of this 546-nucleotide messenger RNA. RefSeq names its product galanin receptor type 3-like. Gene Ontology annotation, molecular function: G protein-coupled receptor activity. Gene Ontology annotation, biological process: G protein-coupled receptor signaling pathway. The record is from RefSeq and is a predicted model, not a curated record. Bases 1 to 546 code for a protein of 181 amino acids. The transcript is spliced from 2 exons. Gene Ontology annotation, cellular component: membrane. Lineage: Eukaryota; Metazoa; Mollusca; Gastropoda; Neomphalida; Peltospiridae.
AUGGACGUGCAUUCGGCGAGUUCCAAUGUGACGUAUACAAAAUACACGAGCGCGCCCGUGAUUGCGGCAGUGUCGGUGUUUUCCUUGGUUGGAACUGUUGGCAAUGGAUUAGUGCUGUACGUGUUUGGGUGCCGCUUUCCUAAAUCGCCUUUCAACAUGCUAGUCACCUGUCUGGCCUUGUUCGACCUGCUUGCCUGUCUCAUCUUCAUGCCGAUAGACGUCAUCUUCAUGUCGUGUCCGAGUCUUCUACAGUUCAGGUUGCAGCUCUGCCAGUUCGGCUACGUCGUCAUGGACGUCUCCAUCGCCGCCACCAGUGUCUUACUUUGCGAGAUCGCCUACACUCGCUUCAGAAUGAUCUCCUGCCCGCUCAAGAAGCAGGUCACUAUGCGACAUGCGAAUCGCGUUGUUGGCCUGGCAACGGCUCUGGGCGUUCUGAUGGGUCUCGUGUCGUUCUUCUCAGCGAUCGUGGUCGACAUCCCCAUGGACAGCGGGUUUGUGCUCGUCGACUGCGGCGUAGGCUCCAACCACUACGACCACCUCCUGUGA